AUCAUAGAGAUCUGGUGAUAACCAGAGUACGGGUAUUCGUAUUCUUCCUCACGAGCAAGGUUAUGCAUGAUGGACAAAUUCAACAGGUGCAGUUCCCCAUGUGUGUACAGUAUCUUGUAGCUCUGGAGAAUCUUCACCUGUUCACGUUCUGCUUAAGCGACAGAAGUUAAAAGAAAAAAGAAAGUCCUGAAGAAAGAAAUCCUGAGAUAGAAGGAAUGGAGAAAAGGGGCUGUCUUCUUUUCUGCUUGCCCCCUCCAAUGAAAUUGAAGGCAGGGGCUAAGACAGAGGAGGCAAGUCUCACAAGUCAACAAGGAUUGUUUUGGCUGGACAAGUGGAUAUAGAUUAUCAUUCACAUUUCACUCUGGAUUGUAUGAGAAAAACAAGAUGGCUGCCUUGGAGCUGGUUAAGGACUCAAGAGCUUUUGAGAAGGUGGCUGUUUAUUUCACAAAGAGCGAGUGGGCUCUUCUGCAACCAGAUCAAAGAGCUUUAUACAGGGAAGUCAUGCUUGAGAACUAUGAAACUGUGACUUUGCUUGGGUAUCAAUUCCCCAAACCUGAGUUGAUCUCUCAACUGGAAAAGGGAGAAGAAGUAUGGAUGCCAGAUGUCCAUGGCCUGGAGGAAAGGACAUUCCAGAUAUAUACCAACUCAGCUGAUGGAGAACCAAGUAGGAAGCAUGAAGUAGCUCUUAAGCAAGGAAGACCAUUAUCAGUGAGACAGAAUGAACUAAGGAGGAGAGCCCACAGCCAAGAGGCUGCUUCACUGCAGACUGCAACUUGUGAGAGAAAGUUUGGAUUAGAGAAGGGGCAAGCAAAGCAGCAAGGGAAGAUAUGGGUUCAACCUGCUCACAGUAGAGGCAUCCAAGGUGUAAAGAAAACCAAAGCCUACAAAGGGACGCAAACUUUCCCUUGCACCGAGUGUGGAAGAUGCUUUGUUACAAAAGCUAAUCUUGUGAGACACCUGGGAAUCCACACAGGAGAGACUCCGUACAAAUGCUCCGAGUGUGGGAGAAGCUUCUUAGCACAUUCAAACCUUCUUAGACACCACAGGGUCCACACAGGAGAGAAGCCGUUCUUGUGCCUUCAGUGCGGAAAGCUGUUCAGUGAGAAAAGGAACCUUGAGAGGCACGAGCAAAUCCACACCGGAGAGAAGCCCUUUGAGUGCUCCCAAUGCCAGAAACGGUUCCGUGAGAAAGCCAAGCUGCUUAUACAUCAGAGAAUCCACACAGGCGAGAAACCUUACGAGUGUCCCGAAUGUCAGGAGCGGUUCAGACACAGAGACAGCCUGGCCAUACACAGGAGACUACACACAGGAGAGAAGCCGUUCAAAUGCCAAGACUGUGGACUGCAGUUUCACAGCCAUUCGCUUCUCCGUCAGCACAAGUGGACUCAUCGCAGGAAGCCCUACGAAUGCUUCUGUAAGCAAAGAUUUGUUAGCAAACUGGACCUCUGCAAACAUGAGAAGCUCCACAGAGCAGGUAAUGGGAUGAUGAGAGAAAACAAGGAAGAGAAAAAGCAACACUGCCCUGUGUGUGGGAAAAGUUUCCACUACAAAUCACAACUUGCUGUGCAUCAGAAAAGCCACAAAGGUGUUGGAUGCCAUGAGUGCAACCUGGCUCCUGGGGAGAAGCCUGCGGGGAAUUCCUGUGGCCAGAAUCCAAAUGCAAGACUGGUACCUGAGGAUUAUCAGCUUGACCAGCUCAUGCUUCACAGCACAGUUGAGAAGCUUUGACUCUCCAGAUUUUGUUGGACAACAGUUCCCAUCAGCCGUUGGCCAUGCUGGCUGGGGCUGAUGGGAGUUGGAGUCUGACAGCAUCUAGGGGGCCAUACAUUCUUCACCGCUGCACAGCCUUGGACUUUAGUUAGACUAUAGUUUUGAGAGAGGGGCCAAAAGGGAUGUUAGUGCAUAUUAUUGCACCUGUGUAGAUGCUGACACAAUUUAUAAUUGACUUUUCCAAGUUUUCCUCAAGAGGCAAAAAUGGGGACAAAAUAUGGGCACUGUUUAUUGGUGCUGGAUGCUAGAAAAUAGGAGAUAUCCUUCAAAAACUGGGAGAGUUGGAGCUUAUAUACCACAAUGAUGACAGCUAACUCUGACUUGUUGAAGAAGAGUGCAGUUCUAAUGCCAAGGGAUAUGUUAUACUGCCCUUGUUGUGUAUACGAUAUGACUUUAGUCCAGCGCUGUUAGAUGGUAAGGGCUUUCACUCUGAUCUGUGCAAUCAUUUGCAACUAGGACAAGAGUGGGGAAGGGCCAUAUCCCAUUUGGGCAGCCUUCUGGAGGCUGCAUGCCAGUGGUAGGUGAGGUUAGAAGGUGGAGCAAAAUCUAUGACUCUUCCCUUGGUAUAAAAGGCUACAUUCUAGUUGUGCAAAAACCAGAGGUUUUUACAUCCCCCAAUUCUGCAUCUCCAUCCAGGCAAGGAAGAGGCAUUAUCAGAAUUCAAGGACACAUUGCAGCCUGGGCAAAUGCCUGAAGGAGGGUGUGGCAGAGCAGAGCAGAGCAGGGCUGAGGAGGAGGCAUAGCCAAACUGUGACCUGCCAAGGUGUUUUUUUUGGUGGCCUUUGGGGACUCCAACAUUUCUAGGCAGCAAGUUUCACAGCAGUAGUUUGGGGUUUGUUUUGCACAUUCACCAAGUGCCCUAAGAGUAUUUUAGGGGUUUCAGGCAUGUAUUUCCCUCCCAAAAUGGCUUCGUUCUCGGUUGGAUGAACGUGCUCUACGUCAUUUUCCAGUAGUGCUAUUAAUGGCGCUACUCGGUAAGCUGCCUGUGAAGCCAUCAGCGGGACAAUCGUGAAGGCUUCUGCAUUUGGGCAAACUUUCCUGCUGAUUUCUUCUGAAAAGAGAUGAUCUGUCACGAUUGUUCUUGAGAGCAACCAAAGUGCCUGUUCUCAGGGAUGACAGUCUCUCAUCUGAUCGUAGGAAGUGACCAUAUACCAUUAGUCCAUCUAGCGUGGUAUCAGAGCUUGGAAAAGUUACUUUUUUGAACUACAACUCCCAUCAGCCCAAUCCAGUGGCCAUGUUAGCUGGGGCUGAUGGGAGUUAUAGUUCAAAAAAGUAACUUUUCCAAGCUCUGGGUAUUACCUACACUGAGCAUACACACAUCUGAGUGUGUGCACACACGUGACAUGCACAUGGUGGCACGUAGUCCUCCAAGGGAUGGCCAACCCUUAACACAACUCCUGAGCCAGAAAAGGUUAAUCAUCCCUAGCCUAGGGAGACUCUUGAGGGCCAGAUAGAGAAGCCUGGAGGGUCACCUUUGGUGCCAGGCCUGCGAUUCCCCACUCCUGGGCUAGCACUUUUUGCCUUACUUUUCUCUUUCCUCCCUGUUCCUUUUCGUUUGUGUCUGAGAGCCAGUAUAGGGUAGUGGUUAGGAUGUCGGCCUUGGAGACCAGAGUUCAAAUCCCCACUCAGACAUGAAACUUGCUGGGAGACCUUGGGCCAGUCUCUAUCCCUCAGCCUAACCCUACUACACAGGGUUGUUGUGAGGAUAAAAUGGAGAGGUGGGGAAAACAUGGGCUUGAUCACGUGGAGGGUUAAUGCGGAUCUGGUGCUUUUUGCAGAUCCUUUUAACUUGGACCGUUUGCAUGACGUUUUUGCCAGUGCGAGUGCACUCAGCUGCUAUUGCCUUUAAAUCCGGAUUAAAUCAAUGUAAUAAAAAUCCGAAAUUGGUUUGAAAAUCCGCACCCACUUUGGUGCCCGCCUGGUGCGUGGUUGCUUUCUCCUCUGUUUUUGGCUGCACAGGUUGUUUGCCAUUUUAGAUCCUUUCUCCACCCCCUACACUGUCUAUGAAUAUCAUUUUGUUUCCUGCUGCUGACAAACUUCAGGUUGCUCUAGCCUUCCUUUCCCCCACUCCCCUCCCUCGGUCCUUUAAACCAGCUAUACGCUCUGUUUACUCGCUAUUUUACUUUACAAGCUGGGCGGGGGCAGCGAGGGAAGAGAAGGGGCGCUGCGUUGCCACUCUCCCCUGUGCCUCUCUCUGCCGGGGGGGAGGAGGAGCCGCUACUCUCUGUGCCAGGGUAUUUAGGGCCGGUGUGGGCGAGUGGGCGCGCAGCAGUGAACAGCCCUGUCGGCCAGCGAAGGCACUGAGGAGGAGGGAAGAGAUGCAGCCCAGAGAGCAGGACUUGCUGUGGGAUGCGCCAGGCCAGUCCUGCUCAGUUUUCUGGAGGGGAAGGAGAGGGGGGGUCAACUCGACUCCCCCAUCUAACACUUUUCAGCCGGGACGCAGCCCAGGGAAGGCUCCUGCAGAAGCCCUAUUGCAACUAAGGUCUCGUUCACAAAGAUUGUGGGUGCACAAACACAAAAAUACAGUAAUACCUCGCAUUAAUGUUCUCAAUGGGACCAGAGCGAGUACGUAAACCGAAAAUGUCCUUAAAGUGAAGCACUACCUUUUAAAACUUUUUUCCCCUCUCCUUCAUGCGGAGCCUCGAAGCCCCGCGCUAAAGCCUCCGUUGCUGCGCUGCUGCGCCUCCCAGCUGAUUUGCAGUGGUGAUGGCAUCUAUUUCCACCCCCUGCUCUAAAGCCUCUGCUGCUGCGCUGCCGUGCCUCCCAGCUGAUCUGCGGUGGCGCGAUCGCAUCUAUUUCCACCCCCACACGCUAAAGCCUCUGCUGCUGGGCCGCGUUUCUGGAGAAAUACAGGCAUAUGGAGCAUGUACGUUAUAGCAAGGUGACGUUAAGUGAAGCGAUGUUAAGCAGGGUAUGCCUGUAUACACACUGCGCACUAUAAACAUUGCUUCACAAAAAGGCGUUUGUUUAGAGCAAAUGAAACUGACAACAGAAAAAAAGUAAUUUGGUGUCAGUUGCAAACCCACCCACCCCAUCUCCUGGCUUAGUGUGAAAUUGAUAGAAAACCCCUCCCCUUCUCUGUUAGCAGAGGGAGUUAACAUGUAAAUUUGGGGGUGGGGCCACAAAGAAACAGUGAUACUAAUAAAUGCAACCGUGUGUGAAUGCAAAGCAGCAAAUUGGAAGGUAGGGAGGAGGGACGUGUGUGAACUGUGGAACUCUAUCGCGAAGGGAAAAGCUUCAUAUUCAGUAUGGAUUUUAGCUCCCAUGUGAACCUGGCCCAUAUAUGCCACCUUGGGCUCCAUGGAGGAAAGGAGGGUUAUAAAUGUAAUAAAUAAAAUAAAUAUUAGACUGUGAACCUGUGGGCAGCAGGGACUUUCUUAUGUACAGUGGGUUUUUUUAAAAAAAGGUGCUUUUAUCAAGUGUUAAAUAAUAAUCAUUGCAAAUACGAUGAAGCUGAUAAGUGAAUAACAGUUGUGGACUUGUUUCUGUGCAAAGGCCAUCCAACUUUCCUGUUUCUGUUGCGUCUUUAAGGCUGCAUUCCUGUGCCUAUUUACUUAGAAAUAAAUCCCAUCAAAGUCAGUGGGGCUUACUUCUGAGUAGUCAUGCUUAAGACUGAGUUAUAAGACUGCAAAGUAAGCAAAUAAAUAGAGGGAACUGUGAAGCGGCUUAUGUUGAAUUCAGCCAGGAACAAUCC
Molecule: messenger RNA, 5464 nt
Organism: Rhineura floridana
Lineage: Eukaryota; Metazoa; Chordata; Lepidosauria; Squamata; Rhineuridae
Product: zinc finger protein 501-like
Exons: 6
Coding region: 385-1728 (447 amino acids)
Biological process (GO): negative regulation of transcription by RNA polymerase II
Molecular function (GO): DNA-binding transcription repressor activity, RNA polymerase II-specific
Source: RefSeq, a predicted model, not a curated record